Messenger RNA from Vicia villosa (hairy vetch), 1074 nucleotides. RefSeq lists its product as uncharacterized. The coding region runs from base 22 to 621 and encodes 199 amino acids. Lineage: Eukaryota; Viridiplantae; Streptophyta; Magnoliopsida; Fabales; Fabaceae. The record is from RefSeq and is a predicted model, not a curated record. The transcript is spliced from 2 exons.
AAUUUCUUUACCCACCUUCCUAUGGGUGGUCACCUCCUGCGAAAAACCAAAACUACCCCUGCUUCGGAAGUUCAUUUCCGAAAGCGUGUUUUUUUUAAAAAAUUGACUUACUUCGGAAGUUCAUUUCCGAAACAAUUAUUUCGGAAGUUCACUUCCGAAAUACUGCGAUUUCUGCAGAUUUAUCAAAACACUCCCCCUCCCCCAAUCAUUUACCCUAAAUCAAAACAAAAAGUGGCAGAGGCGAAAAUUUGUGCAAACGGAAUUCCAAAGCUGCAUCAAGGCUCCAAUCACACUGCUAAACAACAUUCAAAAGCCCUCAAUCCUAACACUUUGAACAUGUCAGACAACCAACAAGCACGCAGGACUGCGUCUUCUAAAGAGGGCGCUAAGGGAAGAAAGAGUUCUUCAAAGAAGGAGGUGAAAGAGGUGAAGGAGGUGAAGGAGGUGAAGGAGAAGAAGAAGCUUUUGACUGGUUCUGCUUCUCGUCCCCUGGGAGUCCAUGGCUCGGACGCGCAGGCUCAGCCUUCAGGCGUGAUCAACGCUGAUGGUUCUGAUAAUGAGUGGGAUGAAGAUUGGUAUAAUUAUCUUCAUUCGGAGGAGUUCGCUCGUCAGGAAGAAUAACGUGUUUUUUUUGUUUGAUGUGUAUUUUGUAACGCUCGUCGGGCAGAAUAACAUGUUUUUGUUUUGUUUUGUUCUGAUUUCGGAUUGUAUCGCACAGUGUAUUUGUAUUGGAUUUAUCAUGUUAGUUUUUGGAAGUGGUAACCGGGGUCGGAACAUAUGACGGAUGAGGUGGAUGUCUGGAGGAAGUAGAACUGGAGACACGUCCACCACGAGACAAAGUAGCCAAUCAAUGUAAGCUAUAGUUUAUGAUUAUCAUCUGGGGAGGUCAUUUCUAAAAAAUCAAGAUUAAAAAUAAUAAGAUUUUUUUUCCAAUUUUUUGUAAUGACGUCCCCUGAUGAUAAUGAUAAAUUAUAGCUUACAUUGAUUGGCUCCUUUGUCUCGCGGUGGACGUACCUCCGGGUCUUCUUCCUCCGGACAUCCACCUACUCCGUCAUAUGUUUCGGCUCCGGUUAC